Messenger RNA from Paramecium pentaurelia, 2637 nucleotides. The record is from the annotation of a GenBank genome assembly. NCBI's taxonomy places the organism in Eukaryota, Ciliophora, Oligohymenophorea, Peniculida, Parameciidae.
AUGUAAAUCAAUAUAGUAUAAUGGGAAUUAAACAAUGCUUUAACUUAAGAAGAAUAAGAAAUAAUAGAUUAAAUGGAAAGUUAACAACAAAAGGGCUAGUAAGAAAAAGAUAAGACAACUAAUUUUCAAUUUUAUAAGAAACGUGAUAAGAAAAAUGAUGAUUUCUUUAGAUUGGAAAUGAUAUAAGGAUAAUAUUAAUAGAAAUUAUCAUCAUUAUAAAGCAUAACUUAAAAUUUAGAGAUAAUUUGUGAUUAGUUAAAAAAAUUGAAUGAUGAUAAAGACAAGAUUGUAUAAAAAAUAAGUCAAUUUCAUUAAGAAGCUAAUAUUCAUAUAAAUAAAUAAAAGGAAUUAUUAGAAUAUCAAUAUCAAAUUUAAGAAAACAUUCAAUAUUAUUAUAAUAUCUAAAAAAUUUAAAAAGAAUUAGAGAAUGAUGAUAAAAAAGAAAUCAAUUAUUAAGUAUUAAUCAGCGAAAUUUAAGAAGGCAUAAUAUUCUUUUCUUCUAAACCUAAUUAUUAUUAAAGUGAUAAAUGCAUUAUAUAAUAUUAAUAAUUGAAGAAAAAAUUAAUAGGCACUUGCAAAAGUUCUUUAAUGAAACUUUUAAAUAAAGAAUCCCAAUUUAUCAAUUAAAAGUUUUCACAAUUAAAAGACUUAAUUUGUGUAUUUUAUCCUCCAAGAUUUUUUGGAUAUUAAGAUUUUAAUGCAAAUGACAAUCAUAUUCUUUAACCAAACCCUUUAAAAUUAUAAUUUUUAUAGAUAAUAUUUCCAUAAAUGAUUCCAUAAUUGAAAUUCAAAGAUGCUUAAACUAAAAAUAAUUAUUAAUAUGAAGAGGAAUUUUAAAAAUUCAACAUUACAGAAUAAAUGAAAGAUCUUUUUCUGUAUAUUGAAUCUCAAAUUUAAGGUGAUUAGGAUUUAUAUUCAUUAUAUAAUGAUGUAUUUUUAUAAUACAAUUUUUACAAUAGAUUAAAUUUACAUUAAUAAAUUAAUGAAAUGAUUAAUAAAUAAUCAAAUAAUCUAAAUUAAACAGGUUAGAUUUUACAUAAAAUUAAUUAGAGUCUAAUAUAACAAAAAUUAGUUAGUAAUUAGCAUUUAUAAAAAUAAUAAGAAAUAUUGGUAUUCGAGGCUUUAUGUGGUAUUAUAUUUGAAUCUACAGUUAUUGAAGCAUUUUAUUCAAGAAUAUUUUUCAGAUUAAAUUUAAGAAUUGUCAAAGAAAAUGAUAAAUAACAUUUAUCAAAAAUUCUUGAUAAUUAUUAUUAAACAAUGAGAAUAUUUUUAUAGAAAAUAUAUAAUUUAGAUUAAUUAGUCAUGAUUAGUGAAUCAUUAUUAUAAUUGAAAACUCAUACAACAAAAGUAUUUUAAAAAAUAAAAGAGAAUUCAUUAGAUUAAUAAGAUUAUUUAUAUCCAAUAUUUUAAAUUAUCUAAUAAGAAAAAGUAUUGAAACCAUAUAUAUUAAUAGGAUUAAAACUAAAUUGUGGAAUGCUUUUAGAAUUACUUAAAUAUAUUUACGAAUUUGUUUAUGGAAAAAAUAAAUUUAGAUAUUAUUCACAAAUCUAUAUAAUCAUCUUAAGUUUAAAUACAAUAGAAAAUAUAUUAAUAUUCUCCAAAAGAUUACAUCAGAUAAAAAUAAAAAUUAGUGAUUCAUAAAUUCCUAAAAACUUAACCAAUUCCAAAAGGAUAUGAGAUUUAAAGAAGUGAUCUUUAUCCUGUUGUUAUAUUUGGAUUAGAUCUAAUUACAAAAAUGCAAAGAUCAGUAGAUUAAGUAAUUUUUAGAUAAUUGGCUGGUGAAACAUUAAGAGAAAUCAAUUCUUAAUUGAAAUUAGUUGCAGAAUAAUUUGAUGUAAACAAUUAUAUUAUAUUAGGUUAAAUUUGAUAGCUAUAUAUUUUAUUUAAAGAAUAUUAUAUAUUUAUGUGAUGGAUUAGCAUAAUUAGGUGGAGAUUAUAUAGUAAAGGAAAGUGAACUUGAUUUUAGUGAAACAAAAGCAGUUUUACUUUAAUUAAUUACAGGAUAAUUAAGACCAGAAAUCUAAUGGGUAGAAUUGAGAUCUCCAGAAAAAUUAUGGACUUACAUUACAAAUUUCUUUUAAUUUGUAUAUAAGGGAAUGCCAAAAAUUAAUUAAUAUGAAGUUGAUUGGAAGAAUAAUCUUAUGAAUCAAAAGAAUUUGAUGCUGUUUUAAUUUGUUAAAGAUAUGACUUUUAUAGUUGCUAAAACAUUAAUUUAAUAUAUUAGAAAUUAUUAGUAUUUAUAACAUAAAAUAGUAGAAGGUAAAAAUUUUAAUGAAAAUUAAUAGAAAAGGAUGAAUAGAAAUUAGGUUAAGCACAAAAGGAUUUCAAUUAACUGAUAUCAUAAGGUUCGAUAAAGAGAUCUUAUUCCUUAUUUUAUGAAAAUAUUAUUGAUUUUAUUUAAGAGAUAAAUCUUAAACUUAAUAACUUUUUAGAUAGAAACACAUUCGAUUAAAUAUAAGUAAUAAUUUAUAUUCACUUUAGAUUUAAAUUAAAGAAAUUAUAUAGAAUUCAUUAUCAUUGCUUAGUCAAUUUUAUAUCAUUGUUUCUAAACAUUAUGGAGGAGAAGAAUAUGAAAAUUUCUAAUUCAAUUCUGCAGAUGAAAUAAUUAAAUAAAUAUAAAUUGAAUAUUUUGAAUGA